ACUCUCCUCCUUCAGUCGCUUCUGGGGCUUCAUUCCCUUUCUUUUAACACAGUUGUCAAGUUCCCUCUCUCUCUCUCUCAGCGGAGUAUCGUAGCACCUGGACCUGACAUGGCGACGGAGAUAACUAAAGGUGUGGAACAAGUCUCAGUGGGUGAGGUGUAUGUGUCGGACAAAUGUGGCUGCGACAACGAUGGGGACGGCACGGAGCAGAAACCCUUCAAAACUCCUCUCAAGGCUCUGAUGUCCGCUGGGAAGGAGCCGUUCCCGACCAUCUACGUAGAAUCGCAGAAGGAGGGAGAGCGUUGGGCGGUGAUCUCCAAGACGCAGAUGAAGAAUGCAAAGAAAGCCUUUAACCGCGAGCAGUUGAAGUGCGACUCCAAAGACAAGAAGGAGGCAGAGGACACCGAGAGGAGAGAGAAGAACCUGGAAGAAGCCAAGAAGAUCACCGUUGAGAACGACACCAGCCUGCCUGAGCCUGAAACGGUUAAAAUCCAAUAUCUGGAGGCCAAGAGAGGCCAGAGAGUCAAAGUGUUUGGAUGGGUUCAUCGCCUCAGGAGACAGGGGAAGAACCUGAUGUUCAUCGUGCUGAGAGACGGAACUGGUUUCCUCCAGUGUGUCCUGUCUGAUAAGCUGUGCCAGUGCUACAAUGGCAUGGUGUUGUCCACAGAGAGCACUGUCGCCCUGUACGGGACUGUCACUCCAGUUCCUGAGGGGAAACAGGCGCCCGGAGGCCACGAGCUGCACUGCGACUUCUGGGAGCUGAUCGGCUUAGCUCCGGCCGGCGGGGCCGACAACCUGCUGAACGAAGAGUCGGAUGUGGACGUCCAGCUGAACAACCGACACAUGCUGAUCAGAGGAGAGAACGUCUCCAAGGUCCUCCGGGUCCGAUCCGCCGUCACGCAGUGCUUCAGGGAUCACUUCUUCAGCAAGGGAUACUGCGAGAUCACUCCUCCGACCAUGGUGCAGACUCAGGUGGAGGGCGGCUCCACGCUGUUUAACUUCAACUACUUUGGCGAGCAGGCGUACCUGACGCAGUCCUCUCAGCUCUACCUGGAGACCUGCAUACCUGCCCUGGGUGACACCUUCUGCAUCGCCCAGUCGUACCGGGCCGAGCAGUCCCGCACCCGCAGACACCUGUCCGAGUACACUCACAUCGAGGCCGAGUGUCCCUUCAUGUCGUUUGAGGAUCUGCUGACCAAACUGGAGGACCUGGUGUGUGACGUGGUGGACCGAGUGCUCAAAUCUCCCGCCGCGCAGCUGCUCUACGACAUCAACCCCAACUUCAAACCCCCCAAGAGGCCGUUCAAGAGGAUGGAGUACACUGAAGCCAUCGAGUGGCUCAAAGAGCGCGACAUCAAGAAGGACGACGGCACCUACUACGAGUUUGGAGAGGACAUCCCCGAGGCUCCAGAGAGGUUGAUGACAGACAGCAUCAACGAGACCAUCCUGCUCUGUCGUUUCCCGGCUGAGAUCAAAUCCUUCUACAUGCAGCGCUGUGCCGAUGACAGGCGCCUCACUGAGUCGGUGGACGUGUUGAUGCCUAACGUUGGCGAGAUCGUCGGAGGCUCGAUGCGUAUCUGGGACGCUGAAGAGCUGCUGGAGGGAUUCAAGAGGGAGGGAAUCGACCCGACCCCUUACUACUGGUAUAAUGAUCAGAGGAAGUAUGGCACAUGUCCUCAUGGCGGUUACGGUCUGGGCCUGGAGCGCUUCCUCACCUGGCUGCUGAACAGACAUCACAUCAGAGACGUCUGCCUGUACCCACGAUUCAUCCAGCGCUGCCGACCCUGAGCAUGCACACACACACACACACACACACACACACACACACACACACACAGACACGUUCUGUUAGUAUAUCCGGACCUGGCAUGUGGCAGCAACCUGUGAGCCAUUAAAUGUGUCGCUACAAUAUUAAAUCAAAUCACAAAGAAUUGUA
This is a messenger RNA of Sebastes umbrosus (honeycomb rockfish), 1936 nucleotides long. RefSeq names its product asparaginyl-tRNA synthetase 1 (gene nars1). Gene Ontology annotation, cellular component: cytoplasm. The record is from RefSeq and is a predicted model, not a curated record. The transcript is spliced from 15 exons. The coding region runs from base 109 to 1788 and encodes 559 amino acids. Lineage: Eukaryota; Metazoa; Chordata; Actinopteri; Perciformes; Sebastidae. Gene Ontology annotation, molecular function: asparagine-tRNA ligase activity; nucleic acid binding; ATP binding. Gene Ontology annotation, biological process: asparaginyl-tRNA aminoacylation.